UAUCGCGAAUCGCCGAGCUACUUCGAUGACCCGCUUACGCCACGCCGAAUCGCAAUCGACAGACUGACUGUGAGCAUUGAAGUGAUGGAUCCGCGACAGCUCCUGAAUCCGAAGGCCUUUGCCAAAGAAAAGGCAAAGGCCGCGAAAAAGACGCCUAAUCAUGGCCCGCAGCAGACUCGCAAGCCGACGAAUGCCUCGGACCAAGGGCCACAAGUCCCGCAGGCGUCCUACAAUCCACUGGCACUCCUGAAUCCAAAAGCCGCCAUGGCCAAGACAGUACCUCCUGGCGAAACCGCGCAAGCUCGAGCGGCAGACGCUAACGACACUGAGGUCAACAUGGCGCGCAUGAUCGAGAACCUCAACGGCGUCCAGGAGCGUGAUGAUGCUCCGAUCAAGAAGCGCAAGACUCUUGCCGCGGAAGACGAUGAAGAAGAGCGCAAGAAGGCGAAGAUUCACUCGACUCAGAUUGGUAAAGGCGGCACGAUCAGUGAGCACCUUAAGAAGGAGCGUCAGAACAUCGCUGCCGAUCAGUCUACCGACAACAAUGCGAUCGAUCUUACCAAAGACGAUGAUGAAGUAGUUGAGCAGGGAUCUCGGCAAAUCACAACUUCGAAGGCCGAGGAAGACGAAGAGGUCUGCCUUGGGAUGUUGGACACCAAUUGCAAUGUUUUUCGCGUCCCUAGCGCAUCCAAAGCAGCAAUGAACAGCGUCCCGAAAAGCAGCUGGCCACUGAUUCGAGUCACAUACCGAAAGGAGAGCGGCCCCGGAAACAUCAUUGAUCUGUACGACCACGCGAACGCAAAAUUCGGCAACUUGGAUCUCAAAGCAGGCUCGGCCUUAGGCCCGCUGAUCGAGGGUCACUCAGUCAACAAGAUGCGAUUGAAGAUGAUCUUGCUCAGUCGAAAUCGACGAAAUGAGUCGCCCGGUAUGAAAGUGUCUCAAUCGCUGAAGAUGGUCGUCACCGUAUUCACACCUCGUAAGCUGUCGAAGAGAGUUGGCAUGUGGCUCUCGCAGAGGCAGCUCUUCCUCCGCACGCCAACUCAAUGGCAAGGCAGGCCAGUCGAGAACCCUCAUGAUGCCCGCCCGCUUUACACCCCAGCUGCCAACAACAACUCGACCCAGAGGCAGCAAGGCCCAGCAAGUGGGCACCACGUCCAGCGUACUGCUGAAGAGAUGCGGCGCGAAGCAGAUUCGAUGUUCGACAAACUAGCAAAGGAGGAGGAUCUGCCAGAAAUGGAGAGUAACACGGAUAUUAUCAAGACUUCUUUGAUGCCUCACCAGAAGCAAGCGCUCAACUUUUUGCUUACCCACGAGCGCGAUGACUAUGAAGGCGACGAAAUUCCUAGUCACUCACUCUGGAAGUAUCGACCAAAGGACAACGGAAAGCCUGCAUGGUACCAUGUCAUUACUGGCCUAGAGGUACACGAGAAACCAGCACCAAUUCAAGGUGGUAUUUUGGCCGACUCGAUGGGUCUCGGCAAGACUUUGAGUAUACUGUCACUCAUCGCAGCGACGAAACAAGCUGCAUCCCGUUUCCGGCAGGAACGACCCAACGAGGCGGACGAUCUGGACCGCAACGGCCGUGCCACUCUCAUCGUUUGCCCAAAGUCUGUGCUCUCCAAUUGGCAAGAGCAGAUUGCGACACACACUGUCGCUGGUAGCAUGAAUUUUUACGUCUAUCAUGGAACGAAUCGUAUGCAAGACACGAGCAAGUUGGCCAAGUACGACAUCGUGCUCACGUCCUAUAACACAGCCGCUUCAGAGUUCAGUGAUGGUAAUCGAACCAAGAAAGCUCUGAGCAGGAUCAAUUGGUUCCGUGUUGUGCUUGAUGAAGGCCAUCAGAUUCGUACGCAGACCACAAAAGUUUCGAAGGCCUGCUGUGCUCUUUAUGCGCAGCGGCGAUGGGCAGUCACGGGCACGCCUGUGCAGAACUCGCUCUACGAUCUUGGUGCCUUGAUCAAGUUCCUGCGUAUUCAUCCACUGGACCAUCCACAGACAUGGACACAAUACAUCAUGUCGCCCUUCAAGAACGGUGACACCAAUGUGAUCCAACAGCUUCAACUCCUGGUUGGAAGCAUCACUCUGCGUCGUGGCAAGCAGACAAUUGGCCUACUGGACCGCACAGAAGAGAUCACCCGGCUCGAAUUCACCGAGGCUGAGCGACACUUGUACAAACAAUUUGCAACCACUUGCCGUACCCAUUUCCAUAAUAUCACUGGUGGUGGUAACCAGCUGCGUGGCAAGGCCUACGCGCAUGUCCUGAAAUCUAUCGGCCGUUUGCGUGCGAUUUGCGCCCACGGCCGAGAGAUGUUGACCGAAGAGGACAUGAAGGAAAUCGAAGGCGACGAUCCGAGUAACGCCAUUAUCCUUGACAUUGGAGACGAGCCUGAACUUGCAGAUGAGAACGACUUCACUCCUGAUAGUCAAGCCUAUGGACUGCUCAAGGUUAUGCAAGACAGUGAAGUAGACACUUGUGCUUCAUGUGCUACCAAGCUCGGCAAGCAGGAGUCACCGGAGGGAGUCGUUGAUCUCACAAAAGAAGACAGCGAAGCAAGCUAUCAGGCUACUCCAGAGCCAGUCGCCGAGCUGGACGAGGAAGAAAAUCUUCUGGGGUAUCUGACGAGAUGUUUCCAUCUGAUCUGUCCCAAGUGCGCGCCAGAACAUGUCGAGGAGUGCACGAAGAGCAUGAAUGCUGAUCGUUGGCACAAGUGUCCAUACGACGAAGCUUACCAGCCAAUGGGUAUGAAGCCACUCUUCCGCCGCGGACUGGAGCAGCAUUUGGACGAGAAAAACCGGACUGAGAAUCAGGCGAUGGGUGCGAAGUGGGAUGCAGACAGCUACGGCGGCCCACAUACCAAGGUCCAAGCACUUCUUGCCGACCUCGAAGAGUCUGCCGCCGAGACGCGUGCCCUGCCAGAAGGCGAACCUCCGAUCAGAUCUGUAGUCUUCAGCGGCUGGACUUCUUACCUGGACCUCAUCGAGUAUGCCCUCGAUCGCCAGGGUAUUCGCUACGCACGUCUGGACGGUUCCAUGUCAAUCAAACAGCGUACAGCUGCAAUGGAACAAUUCAAGACUGACGAGAACUGCGUGGUCAUGCUGGUCUCCAUCAAAGCAGGUGGACAAGGUCUCAACUUCACAGCUGCGAACAAGUGUUACGUGAUGGAACCCCAAUUCAAUCCCGGCGUGGAGCAACAGGCCGUCGACCGUGUCCAUCGUCUGGGCCAAACACGUGCCGUCUUCAUCAAGCACUUCAUCAUGAAUGAUUCAAUUGAGGAGGGUAUUCUGAAGCUGCAGAGAAAGAAAGAGGCUUUGGCUCAGAUUUCGAUGGACAAGAAGAAGAGUAAGCAGGAAGAGAACAAGGCUCGCAUGGACGAUCUGAGGGAGCUUUUCAAGUAAAGCAGGGGCGAAUGCAAUUGCGAGAAUGACGUGAAAAGUUGUCGCAGAAAGAAACGCUUUCACAUCACGGCUACAGAUAGCCACCACGACGUUCAGGGUCGUUUGGUAGUUGUCUUUACGAUACCCACGCCAGAGCCGAGUGCCUGGCUAGACCGCAGCUUUUGCGAGGCACAGCGGCCAUUAGCAUAGACAGGACAGGAGAUAAUAGAACAUGAAAUGCGCG
This is a messenger RNA of Cercospora beticola, 3619 nucleotides long. RefSeq names its product DEAD/DEAH box helicase. Gene Ontology annotation, molecular function: ATP binding; ATP-dependent chromatin remodeler activity. Gene Ontology annotation, biological process: DNA repair. Gene Ontology annotation, cellular component: nucleus. The record is from RefSeq and is a predicted model, not a curated record. Lineage: Eukaryota; Fungi; Ascomycota; Dothideomycetes; Mycosphaerellales; Mycosphaerellaceae.